Messenger RNA from Coregonus sp. 'balchen', 9006 nucleotides. NCBI's taxonomy places the organism in Eukaryota, Metazoa, Chordata, Actinopteri, Salmoniformes, Salmonidae. The record is from the annotation of a GenBank genome assembly.
AUGCAUCUUCUUCUCUACGCCCAUGUCUUCCUGUGCUGCUUCAGUGUGGCCCAUUCCUUCUGUCCUUCCCAGUGUACCUGUGUUUACCAUGGACGGAGUGAUGGAACGGGGACCAGGUAUUUACCAUAUUUCUUACAGGAGGUUGUCUUUACAUAUUUUAUUAUAUUGGAAUCUGGAUCAUUUUUCACAGAUUUUUUACAAAUGGUCUGUAUUUGUAUGUAAACCCUGUCCUCUAGGUAUUACCUCUUCCUCUUGUAUCAGAACCUUGUCCUUAGUACAGGAUUGUUUUAUAUUGGAACUCCUGUCCUCUUAGUUUUCAAUCCUGUCCUUUGUAUCAGAUGUCCUUGUAUUACUCCUGUCUCUUAGUAUUAAACCUCCUGUCCCUCUUAGUAUCAGAACCUCCUGUCCCUCUUAGUAUUAGAACCUCCUGUCCCUCUUAGUAUCAGAAACCUCCUGUCCCUCUUAGUAUCAGACCUCCUGUCCCUCUUAGUAUCAAACCUCCUGUCCCUCUUAGUAUCAGAACCUCCUGUCCCUCUUAGUAUCAGAACCUCCUGUCCCUCUUAGUAUAAACCUCCUGUCCUCUUAGUAUCAGAACCUCCUGUCCCUCUUAGUAUCAAACCUCCUGUCCCUCUUAGUAUCAGAACCUCCUGUCCCUCUUAAAGUAUCAGAACCUCUGUCCCUCUUAGUAUCAGAACCUCCUGUCCCUCUUAAUAUCAGAACCCCUGUCCCUCUUAUUAUCAGAAACUCCUGUCCUCUUAGUAUUAUAACCCCCUGUCCCUCUUAGUAUCAGAACCCCUUCCCUCUAGAUUAUAAACCCACCUGUCCCUCGUUAGUAUCAGAACCUCCUGUCCCCCUCUUAGUAUCAGAACCCCCUGUCCCUCUUAGUAUCAGAACUUCCUGUCACUCUUAGUAUUAGAACCUCCUGUCCUCUUAGUAUCAGAACCUCCUGUCCUCUUAGUAUCAGAACCUCCUGUCCCCUUAGUAUCAGAACACCUGUCCCUCUUAGUACUCAGAACCUCCUGUCCCUCUUAGUAUCGAACCUCCUGUCCCUCUUAGUAUCAGAACCUCCUGUCCCUCUUAAUAUCAGAACCUCAUGUCCCUCUUAGUAUCAGAACCUCCUGUCCCUCUUAGUAUUAUAACCCCCUGUCCCUCUUAGUAUCAGAACCUCCUGUCCCUCUUAGUAUUAUAACCCCCUGUCCCUCUUAGUAUCAGAACCUCCUGUCCCUCUUAGUAUCAGAACCUCCUGUCCCUCUUAGUAUCAGAACCUCCUGUCCCUCUUAGUAUUAUAACCCCCUGUCCCUCUUAGUAUCAGAACCUCCUGUCCCUCUUAGUAUCAGAACCUCCUGUCCCUCUUAGUAUCAGAACCUCCUGUCCCUCUUAGUAUCAGAACCUCCUGUCCCUCUUAGUAUCAGAACCUCCUGUCCCUCUUAGUAUCAGAACCUCCUGUCCCUCUUUGUAUUAUAACCUUGUGUCCGACCUCUUAGACUUUGAAUUAUGAGUUUAAUAGAGGUGCACGUUUUCUCAAUACCUAUCCCAUGUUUAGAAUAACUGCAACUCAAGUGUUGGAAACACAAAGUACAGAGCUCUUCAAUCCUGGUCAGUUUUCUAGGCUUUUGUCCCAGCCCAGCGUUAACGCACAUACUCAAGCUAUUAAGGGCUAGAUGAUCAGAUGAAUCAGGUGGUUUAGAAGGCUACUGGGCUGGAACAACACCCUGUGGUUCUCAAGGACAAGGACUGAAGAACCCUCCAACCCCUUCCGAAUGGUAAUCACUGAUCUGACUAUACUGGAUAGGUGAAAGCUAUUUUAUGGAACUCUAGCUUUGGAGAGAGAAAAUAUGAGUUUUUGAUAUAUUUAAACUGAGCUUAUCUAUUCUGACCCUCUCAGAUCUGUGCUGUGUAACGACCCAGACAUGUCCGACAUCCCCGUCAACGUCCCCGUGGAUACGGUCAAACUGCGGGUAGAGAAGACGGCAGUGCGGCGCAUCCCCACCGAGGCCUUCUACUACCUGAACGACCUGCGCUACCUGUGGAUCACCUACAACUCUAUCUCGUCUGUGGACGCUGCCGCCUUCUACAACCUCAAGGUCCUCCACGAACUGCGACUGGACGGGAACCUGAUCUCCACCUUUCCCUGGGAGUCCCUAAAGGAGAUGCCUAGUCUGAGGACGCUGGAUCUUCACAACAACCAAUUGACCAGCGUGGCUGUGGAGGCUAUCCCGUAUCUGGUCAACAUCACCUACCUGGAUAUCUCCAGCAACAAGCUGACCACUCUGUCUUCGGACCUCGUGGAUAUCUGGCCGCCGUUCAACAGAAUGCAUGUCUCCUCCAACCUGUCCCAGAAAGUGGUGCUCGGUAAGAGAACUGAGGUUGAAGUGUGAGUGGGUGAUGUGGGGAUGAGGGUUUAAGGUUAGGACUUUGGGCAGGGGUGCACAACCCUCCACCCUCAAGAGCUAUAGAUGUAGAAUUUGAUCACCCUGAUGCAGGAUAACUUUUCUGCAACACAAACUUGUAGUGUAUUUGAGGUUUAAAAAGGCUUCUGAAGUUUAUAAUUUCCACUUAGACAUUUCUGACUUGAUUUUCCUUUACAAAAAAAGUAUUUACCCCUACAAAAUGUCCAUUAAUAAUAAUCCACAUAAUAAUUAAAAUGUCCUGUUGCUGCAGGAUUAUUUUCCUGCUGUAGCAAAUUGUCUCAAAUUAAGAUCCUACAUCUGUACUGGUUGCGCAAGCUUUUGCCCUGACUAGAACACAUGCUUCUACUGAUCAGCUGCUCAUGAAAUCCAUGGCAAUCGUUAUGACAAUACCUCAACGUGAUGGCACUUUUUUUCUGGCACGUGGACUGUAAUGCAAUGUGUAUACUUAGUGACUGCUAAGUUUAACCUAAAGGCAUAUUUCCAUCUUCACAUUGAGGUUCCAAGACCUAUUUGGGUAACUCUGUAUUUGGAAAGUCCAUCUAUAGAUGCUCAACAGACUAUCAAUAGACUAUCAACUACAGUUGAAGUCGGAAGUUUACAUACACUUUAGCCAAAUAAAUUUAACUCAGUUUUUCACAAUCCCUGACAUUUAAUCCUAGUAAAAAAUCCCUGCUGUAGGUCAGUUAGGAUCACCAUUUUAUUUUAAGAAUGUGAAAUGUCAGAAUAAUAGUAGAGAGAAUGAUUUAUUUCAGCUUUUAUUUCCUUCAUCACAUUCCCAGUGGGUCAGAAGUUUACAUAAACUCAAUUAGUAUUUGGUAGCAUUGCCUUUAAAUUGUUUAACUUGGGUCAAACGUUUCGGGUAGCCUUCCACAAGCUUCCCACAAUACAUUUGGUAAAUUUUGGCCCAUUCCUCCUGACAGAGCUGGUGUAACUGAGUCAGGUUUGUAGGUCUCCUUGAUCGCACAAUUUUUCAGUUCUGCCCACACAUUUUCUAUAGGAUUGAGGUCAGGGAUUUGUGAUGGCCACUCCAAUAUCUUGACAUUGUUGUCCUUAAGCCAUUUUGCCACAACUUUGGAAGUAUGCUUGGGGUCAUUGUCCAUUUGGAAGACCCAUUUGCGACCAAGCUUUAACUUCCUGACUGAUGUCUUGAGAUGUUGCUUCAAUAUAUCCACAUAAUUUUCCUUCCUCAUGGGAUUAAUUUGCACUUUUCGCACCAAAGUACGUUCAUCUCUAGGAGACAGAACGCAUCUCCUUCCUGAGUGGAAUGACGGCUGCGUGGUCCCAUGGUGUUUAUACUUGCGUACUAUUGUUUGUACAGAUGAACGUGGUACCUUCAGGUGUUUGGAAAUUGCUCCCAAGGAUGAACCAGUCUUGUGGAGGUAUACACAUUUUUUUCGGAGGUCUUGGCUGAUUUCUUUUGAUUUUCCCAUGAUGUCAAGCAAAGAGGCACUGAGUUUGAAGGUAGGCCUUGAAAUACAUCCACAGGUACACCUCCAAUUGACUCAAAUGAUGUCAAUUAGCCUAUCAGAAGCUUCUAAAGCCAUGACAUCUGUUUUAAGGCACAGUCAACUUAGUGUAUGUAAACUUCUGACCCACUGUAAUUGUGAUACAGUGAAUUAUAAUGAAAUAUUCUGUCUGUAAAGAAUUGUUGUAAAAAUUACUUGUGUCAUGCACAAAGAAGAUGUCCUAACCAACUUGCCAAAACUAUAGUUUGUUAACAAGAAAUGUGUGGAGUGGUUGAAAAACGAGUUUAAAGACUCCAACCUAAGUGUUUGUAAUCUUCCGACUUCAACUGUACAUGUCCACAGCAUUUAGGUGCAGUAGCUGCAUGUUACCAGGUCAACCUAUUUUAGAUCCACCUCAUAAGAAGUGGGGAGUUAAAGUUAUCAUGCAAUGAUAGUCCCUUUCUGACCUUGGGCUUUGACAAAUCUAAUUAGUUAUUUUUCCAUGCUUUGAUUUGUACAAACAUGCCAUGUAUUUUGGGCUUCACACUAAAUCUUCAGAUUGUGUGAAGGUGUAAGCAGGCCCUCAGAUGUACCCAGGUUUUCAUUGGCAUGCCAAAUGCUGAAUAGAAUGCUGAUGUACAAACUGAUGUAUACAUUGUAGAGAGCAUUCGGAUACAAGACAAAUAAAUAAAUACAUCAAUAAAUAAACCGGGAAUUGUUAAGGGACUUACCAAUGGGACAUUUCUAAAACAAAUCACAUGUACAAUGUUGUUUAUGACUGAAGAAGUAUAGAAUUCAUUAAGACUGAAGGUUGCCCAUCUUAAAGAAAAUACUCUCUCUUUCACUCUGUCUGAGAACUAGCUUGAAGAGUGGGAUAAUGUUAAUGGUGUGUUUAAGGACCAGCUAGCUUAUCCAUACUGAAAAAAGUUGUUGUAUUCGCUGGUGUCCUGGAAGGAGAAACAAGAUUAGCCUUUCCCUAAGGAAGACACACAACGUCCCAUGUAAAGAAUAUAGACACUUCCCGUACCAUCACAUUAUAGAAUAACCUUUUCAGCACUGUUCAGAGGUUGGCCCACUUCAAUGCUCAAAGGCUGUAUCAAGAGUGUAUCACAGAGCAAUAUUUGAGCUAGUCUUCAGUAAAACAAUUCUCUUAACUGAAGUUUUUAAUGAUACCCUGAGCUAACAUAAAACAAAUGAUUAGCGGUUAAUGUUUUCUUUCUUUUUUCUUUUCUUCCAUCUAUUAAAGGGGCAAUCUGGAGUUCAAACAAUAACAAAAUGGACACCCCGCCACUGUUUUGGUAAAAGCUGAGGAAUAGGGCUGAAGAAAUGUCAACACUCUCAAAUUCAUAGACAGAGCUAUGGAUGGAAGGACUGACCAUCCAUGAUGUCACAAUAUAGUUUUAACCAUGUUGAGGCAAUACAGUGUUUGUUUAAAAUUACAGUGUUUACAAACAAUGGAGAAAAAAAAGCUUAUAUUUUGGGGUUUUAUGGGGUAAGACAGUUGAACUAAGCUCAUGGGGUAUUUAUAAGUGGUAUUCUUCAAGAAUCAAUGGGUAUACUGUACAUCAUUAAUUCAAAAGUCCAAAAAUGUAACAACUACAGAUUGCCCCUUUAAAAGACCAGGUAGUGCACUGUAGUAUGUUGGGAAAAAAGCCAACAACAGGUUUAGAGUUUGUGGUUGGGUUGUCCCCAGUUAAGUACAACUAAUCUGGUUAAGCAUGGUUAAGGGGUUUCCACAAUACACAUGCACUUCCACAUGUGUGUGUGCGUGUGUGCGUGUGAGUGUGUGAGUGUGCAUGUAAGUGAAUGAGUGAGUGAGAGAGAGCGAGAGAGCGAGAGACCGAGAGAGCGAGAGAGCGAGAGAGCGAGAGAAAGAAAGAAAGAAAAAAGAAAAAAAGAAAAAAAGAAAAAAGAAAGAAAGAAAGAAAGAAAGAGAAAGAGAGUGUAUGUGUGUUUGAGUGUGUUUAUGUACAGUAGCUGUGUUUCUGUUAGCAUGUGUGUCUGUGUGUGUGUUCUGCGAAAGCGGCUCUACCCUCCUUUCACACGCAUAACAUGCUAGUAACUUAAUGUCAUUUGUAAGAGAUGAUACGACUCCAAAUCUGACCCAUGUCUGACCCUCGGUCUGAGAAAUCCCAUCAUUAGGGUAAUAGAAGGAUGGCUCAGUUGUAACGCUACUGUAUCCAUACCUAGAAUGAGAACACUAAGUUACACAUGCUAGCUGUACAGAACUGUACAGAAAAUUAACUAUGUAUAGUUUUUUUUUCUAUAAUGUUGGCGGGAAAAUAGAUGAACAUGGAAUUCAUAGCAUAUUAUGCCGUCAAUGUUUUUGUUGACUUUAGAUAAGUACAAGAUGUCAUACUUGAGUAAAAGUAAAGAUACCUUAAUAGAAAAUGACUCAAGUAAAAGUGAAAGACACCCAGUAAAAUAGUACUUGAGUAAAUGUCUAAUAGAAUCUAGUUUUAAAUGUACUUAAGUGCAGUAGUGGAAAACGUACUAAAUUGUCAUACUUAAAGUAAAUGCUAUGCAUCAAAUUCCUUUUAUUAAGCAAACCAGAUGGCUGGAUUUUCUAGUUUUGUUAUUUAUUUAUGGACAGCCAGGGCCACACUCCAACACUCAGAUAUAAUUUACAAAUGCAGUAUUUGCGUUUAGUGAGUCCACCAGAUCAGAGGCAGUAGGGAUGACAACGCGUUAUCUUGAUAGGUGCGCGAAUUGGACCGCAUUGCUGUCCUGCCUGAGAAUUCGAAAUGUAACGAGUACUUUUGGGUGUCAGGGAAAAUGUAUGGGAGUUAAAAGUACAUAAUUUCUUUAGGAAUGUAGUGGAGUAAAAGUAAAAGUAGUCAAAAAUAUAAAUAGUAAAGUGAAGUACAGAUACCCUAAAACUAUUUCAGUAGUACAUUACAGUGUUUUUAUGUAAGUACUUUACACCACUGUUUAUUGAUCUUUACUCCCACAUUUCGUAACCUAGUUAUUCACACAUUUACAUACAACUAUCAAAGUAUUUAAUAAUGAUUCAUAAGAUCAUUUAUGACAUGUUAAAUAUAGGUCCUUAUAAACCAUUUACUAAUCAUUAGUUAAGUAUUUUGCGUGGCCUAAAGUGUGUUCUAUUUACACUUUAUAAAUACUUUAUAAAUGUUUUGAGUAACCAGUGUAAUUUCUCGCAAAAAGAUGAACAUGCCAUAGACGGGUUGGUUGUUUAGCAACAAAACCAAUGCGUGUGCAACUAUGGGACAAAACAGACUACCUUUUUCUUUUGCCAUGCGAAAAACCUUAACUAAUGAUUGGUUUAUAAGGGCCUAUAUUAAACAUCUUAUGAAUAGAGAAAUGUUUAGUAAAUUAUUAAUAAACGAUUUACUAAUCCAUUAUAAAGGCUUUGUUACAUGGAGUUAUUAUAAAGCGUGAGCAAUUGUAUAAUUUGUGUAUGAGCUAGGAGAGACUGGAGUCCACUCUUUGAGUUUGUUUACAUUCGUAGCCACAUUACUAUUAGCAUUUAUCAUUGUUAGCAUGUUCUUCGUCUCUGAACCACUGCACAUUCCUAACCUUUUCACAAACAUUAAUUUACAUUUAAUUUAGCAUAACUAUCACAAACAUUUCCUCUCUUUUCCCCUCCAGGUCUUCAGGACAACCCGUGGGUCUGCGACUGCAGGAUCUCCAAGCUGAUCGAGCUCUCCAAAAUGUCUGACACGUCAGUAGUCCUAAUGGAUCAGUUCCUGUCCUGCAGCGGGCCUGAGAACCUGGCUGGGGUUAUGUUCCAAAGGGCGGAGCUGGACCAAUGUCUCAAGCCAUCCGUCAUGAUGUCAGCCACCAAGAUUACAGCCUCUUUGGGAAGCAAUGUGCUUCUUCGCUGUGAUGCCACGGGUUACCCCACACCUACCCUCAUCUGGACCACUUCAGAUGGCUCACCUGUCAACAACACAGGUAUCAACAGUGAGACAUUAUAUUAUAAGAAAAGGCAUACAGUGUCUUAUUCAACAUGUUUUUCAACAAUAGUUUUAGAUUUCAAAAUUGAUUUGUUAGGAUUUGCUAUUGUUCUACAGUUGAUCUUUGAGAUUCAUUCAAAGAAAGUCUACAUCUUGGUGAUGAUUAAGUCUUGGCAUUUCCAUGAUCUACCUACAGUUGUCCAGGAGUCUCCGGGAGAAGGUGUCCGAUGGUCCGUCAUCAGCCUAAAUGGGAUCUCAUACAAAGACGACGGGGAGUACAGCUGCAAGGCUAAGAACUUCGCCGGUAAUGCAGAGGCUGCCAUCAGCCUGUCUGUGGCAGGUUAUGUCGCUACAACCAUGCCCCCACAGAGGCCCAAUGGAGAGGCUGAAGGGAAUAGCCCAUCCACAACGUCCUCUGCUCCGGCAACUGGCUUCCCCAACUCCCCUAGCACCCUGUUUACCACCACCGCCCCAGCCACGACCACGCUGCCACCUGUCCCCACCAAGAAGAAACUCACGCCCAGCAACGUGCAGCAGAAAGCCCCACCCAAACCAUCCAAGAUCCAGCAAGGCAGCGACAAUAUGCUGGCGGCUGAUCAGAGCAAAAAGAAAGACGCUUCCAAGUCCGUCCAAGAUCUGGAGAUCGUGGAGGAAACGGUGGACAGCGCUGUUCUACUCUGGACGGCCGACGGUUUGCCGAGCGAUGCCCCUCUCACCGUUGUGUACUCUACUUACGACGAUGAGGACGACUCCAAAAGGACAAUGGAUACCGAUGCUGGGAGUGGCAAGGUCCUCCUCGAAGGCUUGACUUCUGGAAUGAGGUACCAGGUUUGUCUGGUUACCAAGGGAAGUGCCGCAGGGAUAGACCCCUGCAUCAACUUCUUCACACUGGACAUUGUUGAGGACGAUGCCGCAAACCAGCUGCUGAUGAUCGUCAGCGGCAUUGCCUGCGCCAUGGCUUUACCUGUCAUCGGUCUGCUGGUCUACAAGAUCCUCUCACUCUACUGCCAGAGUAGUGUGCCAGGUUUGGAAGACGAUCUGUCUAAAGACACGUAUGUGAAGUUCGAGACACUGUCGAUGAAGCAGAGAACCUUGAACGCUAAUCCCAGUGAAUUGUGGGCCCGCAGGCAGACCGAGGAGUCCCAAGAGAGGAUGCUCCUCUUCUCGAGGUCCAGCAUUGACUCACAAAUGACAUACAGGAGUGACAGUUCCAGGUCAGAAUUUUUGUGCUAG